This is a messenger RNA of Chroicocephalus ridibundus (black-headed gull), 666 nucleotides long. It is a transcript of the gene SRA1, whose product is annotated as steroid receptor RNA activator 1. Bases 1 to 666 code for a protein of 221 amino acids. Gene Ontology annotation, biological process: regulation of transcription by RNA polymerase II. The transcript has 4 exons. Gene Ontology annotation, cellular component: nucleus. The record is from RefSeq and is a predicted model, not a curated record. NCBI's taxonomy places the organism in Eukaryota, Metazoa, Chordata, Aves, Charadriiformes, Laridae.
AUGGCGGAGCUCUACGUGAAGCCGGGUGAGGGGGCGCGGGUGGACUUCCGGGGGGAGCGGGAACGGGGAGCGGGACCGGGACACCCCCCCCCGGGCCUGACUGUGCCCUUGGCCGCCGCAGGGAACCAGGAGCGUGGCUGGAACGACCCCCCCCAGUUCUCCUACGGGCUGCAGGCGCAGGCCGGCGGGGCCAGGCGGACGCCCCUCACCCGCCGCCCCCUCCCGCCGCCCGCCGGGGCCCCCCCAGCGGAGCGCGGCCGGCCCAGCCCCGCCGCCGGCCCGGAGGAGGAGUGCGGCCUGCCCGCCGAGGCGGUCCUCGCCCCGCUGAGGGAGGCCCUGGCCGCCUGCCGCCCCGCCGUGCAGAAACAAGUAUGCGACGACAUCGCGCGGCGGCUGACGGUGCUGGGGGAUGCCUGGGCUCAGGGGAAGCUGUCGGCCCCGGUGAGGAAGAGGAUGAGCCUCCUGGUGCAAGAGCUGCAGCAGCGGCACUGGGAGGCAGCUGACGAGAUCCACCGCUCGCUCAUGGUGGACCAUGUGAACGAGGUGAGCCAGUGGCUGGUGGGUGUCAAGCGCCUGAUCGCCGAGUCGAGGAGCCUGCCUGCUGUGGAGCCGGCUGCAGCGGCGGAUGGCGGCUCUGAAGCCGAGCCUGGCCAAGAGGAUCCUUGA